AAAAAUAUUCUUAAUUUUUGGCGCGCGUUGUCAUUUCUGCUCUGGUUCCAAGGGAAAUGGAUAAAAUAAUAAAUAAAUUUUCAUCUAUAAAUGUAGAAAAUCAUGCACAUGCCGAAGGCUAAGAGAGAACACUCAAGACAUGAAUCACCACGUUCCGUAAGUCAAAUUCCCCUGCGAUCCGCUCCGGCGAAUUCUGCCUUCGCCGGGCGUGUGAAUGUUUUCUUGCGUGGAGUCUCGUAAUUGAACUGUGGUUGGGACUUGGGACUGAGUGAGACCGCGCUGGCACUUAGCCAAAAAAGGCUAAAAGAAUGGUUCCCUUUUCCAGCAUACUGGGGCACGAAAAGUGUGGAAGUUACUUAAUUUUUAGUGGAGAAACUUACCUUGGCAAUAAUUUUCGUGCAUUUUUGUAUUUUCUUGGCCUUGCUUAUUGUUUUAUCGGAUUAUCGGCUAUAACAGCCCGCUUCUUUAAAUCGAUGGAAAACGUGGUCAAGCACACAAGGAAGGUAGUGGAGGUAGAUCCUGUUACUAAAACUGAAACUGUUAGAUUUGAAAAGGUUUGGAAUUACACUAUUGCGGAUAUUAGCUUGUUGGCCUUUGGAACUAGCUUUCCUCAGAUUUCAUUAGCCACCAUUGAUGCUAUACAAAACAUAGGGAAGCUGUAUGCUGGAGGCUUGGGACCCGGAACACUUGUUGGUUCUGCAGCAUUUGACCUUUUCCCCAUCCACGCUGUUUGUGUAGUAGUUCCAAAAGCAGGAGAGCUGAAGAAGAUUGCUGAUUUAGGAGUAUGGCUGGUGGAGCUGUUUUGGUCAUUUUGGGCUUACAUUUGGUUAUACAUAAUUUUGGAGAUAUGGACUCCAAACGUUGUGACUCUGUGGGAGGCCUUGUUGACAGUACUGCAGUAUGGAUUACUAUUGACUCAUGCAUAUGCCCAAGACAAACGUUGGCCCUAUAUUUCUCUACCUAUUGCAAGAGAUGAGAGGCCCGAGGAUUGGGUGCCAGAAGAGACUCCUUAUUUUCUACAGGAAGCCCAGGAAAAGGUGGGUUGCUCUGAGAUAAAGCACGUUAAUGAAGAAAAUAGGGACACUGUUGAUAUUUUUUCCAUUCAUUCAGAAAACCCCACAGAUCCAUUGUAUGUCAGAGUGCCUCGGAUAGAUGAUGACGCUAAAAUUUUGAACAAAGCUACGGAAACAAUGUUGGAGGAUACCCACUUGUUUACAAUUUGGAGACAGCAAUUUGUGGAUGCACUGAGGUUGGAGAUCCCAGAAUCAAAAAAAUUCAGAAAUGUAUAUCUUCACAUAGCUCGUAUUUUCUGGCAACUGCUGCUUUUACCAUGGAGAUAUCUGUUUGCUUUUGUUCCUCCAUACCAAAUUGCUCAUGGUUGGAUCUCCUUCAUUUGCUCUCUGAUUUUCAUCAGUGGGAUAGCUUACAUUGUGACUAAGAUCACAGAUCUUAUAAGUUGUGUUACAGGAAUAAAUGCUUACGUGAUAGCAUUUACAGCCCUAGCCAGUGGAACCUCAUGGCCUGAUCUAGUGGCAAGCAAGAUUGCUGCCGAACGUCAAAAAACUGCAGAUUCUGCAAUUGCAAACAUCACUUGCAGUAAUUCAGUGAAUAUAUAUGUUGGUAUCGGUGUUCCAUGGCUUAUUGAUACUUUGUACAACUUCAUUGCAUAUAGAGAACCCCUCCGAAUCCAAAAUGCAGGGGGGCUAAGCUUUUCGUUGAUCGUUUUCUUCUCCACUUCUGUUGGGUGUAUCUCAGUUUUGGUUUUAAGGCGUAUAAUUUUUGGCGCAGAGCUAGGAGGGCCUAGGCUCUGGGCAUGGAUUACAUGUGCGUUCUUCAUGUUGUUGUGGAUUAUUUUUAUUGUACUGUCUUCACUCAAGGUUUCCGGAUUCAUUUAGAAUUGUGUCUAGGAAACAUUUUUAGUCACUUUAAUAUUAUUGUACAGACCCUUGGGCCUUGGCGAUAGCCUUCGGUGCAUUAUGUCUCCACAGUGCCCUCACCGGUCAUUAUCAUUCACCACUCAGCGUCUCGCCUACAGUCAAACUUCUUUGGUUUUUUUCUUCUAUUUUUCUUUCUUUACAUGUAUUACAUACUCAUAUUUCAUGUUGGAAUUUUCCUUUUUUAGAUUUAGCUACAUAAAUGAUGUUGUAUUACUCUUGGUUAUGCUUCCAUCGAAGAAUUGAGCUUAUCACUCAUGAGGAGCUUUACAAAAAAUUGGUUUACUAUCGGAGAUUAAAGUUCUUCUCACCUUAUUAUGGUUCAUAAACAUAGACGCCAUGCUCUCGCUGUUGCCGUCGGUGGCAACUAUGCCAACAUCCAGAUGGGUGUUGAGGAUAGCUUUGAAACCACUAUGAAGUGCUUCUCCUCCCCAAGAACUGAUUGAAGUGGUGAUCGGUGUACUUUUUAAAUUGAGUGUGAAUUCCGACACUCGUGCGUAACAAACGCGCAAACAAUGUUUGAAAUUUUAAGCUCAAGUAAAUUUAUCGCA
Molecule: messenger RNA, 2485 nt
Organism: Cajanus cajan (pigeon pea)
Lineage: Eukaryota; Viridiplantae; Streptophyta; Magnoliopsida; Fabales; Fabaceae
Source: RefSeq, a predicted model, not a curated record